AUGGAACCAAACGAGCCCAAAAUCAUGGAAUUGGCCAGUCCCGACCCUGUGCCGCGACUCGUGGCGUACGGUGAUGUCACCGUCGUCGAGUUUGACGUGGAAGGGUGCACGGUGAUGCGCCGGACACAGGACUCGUGGGUCAACGCGACGCAGCUGGCUCGACUGGUUUCUGUUGUCAGGCCCAAGAUUAGCGGGUCAAUAGAGGCCCAGGCGAAACAGGGCGCUCACGAGAUUGUCCAGGACGCUCCCGACCAGCUGAAGGGCGUCUGGGUGUCGAUUGAGCGUGCAGAAUCGCUUUGCAAAGAGUACGACAUUUACGGCGUAUUGACGCCGCUGUUCAACUACAAAGGCCCCAAGGACCUCGCACGCACAACGUCGACGCUGACGGAGGCGGACGAGCCUGCGUCACCCACGAAGAAGGCCAAGAUUGCGCCCGAGCUGCCUAGUCUGCAGACUUUCGACCACGACACCCAAGUGCCGAACCCGAACGCUCCUCACGCGCUGGCCCCACUCGGCGACGACGAAGCCGAUGAGAAGAGCAAGGUCGUGCUGUCGUCGUUGUUUCUGCCGAACCAGAAGGAGUUCUCGCUCGAAGGAGUCGCUAUCGACGCGCCGAUCGACGACAACGGUCAGACAGCGCUGCAUCUGGCCGCCACUCUGGGCCGCAUCUCGCUGGUCAAAGAGCUGGUCUCGCGCGGCGCCAACCGUCUGCGCGGCGACAACGACGGCCAGACAGCCCUAAUCCGCGCCGUCCACGCCACAAACUGUCUCGAACACUCGUGCUUCGACCAGCUGCUCGACUACCUGUAUCCGGCCAUCACUGUGCUGGACCACAAGGGCCGUUCUGUUCUGCACCAUAUCGCGUACACGUGUGGUCGCAAGGGCCGCAACGAGGCGUGCAACUACUACCUGGAGACACUGCUGGAGUGGGUGGUGAAACGCGGCCCGCACCUGCCUCCAGGCCAGCAGAUGAGUCUGACCUCGUUCAUGCAGGAGGUGGUGAACAUUCCGGACCGCAACGGUGACACGUGUUUGAACAUCGCGGCGAUGGUGGGCAACAAGCAGAUCAUCCAGCAGCUGCUCGAGGUGGGCGCAGACCCGAACAAGGCCAACAAGGCGGGCGUGAAGCCUGUGGACUGCGGCAUCGACGUGGCGUCCGCACGGACACGGCUGCCACAGCCGACCGCGGUGCAGAGCGUGCCCGAGACGCCCAAGUUGAGCAGCAUGAAGAUUCUGGAGUCGUUGCAGACGUUUGUGAGCCAGCUGGGCAGAGACUUCAGAGAGGAGCUGGAGUCGAAAACGAAGCAAGUCGACGAGAUCCACCCCAAGUUGCGCGAAAAAACGUACAAACUGUCCGAGAAGCGCAAGCAGUUCGAGGAGCUCGAUAAGCUCGUGCGCAAGAUCGGCGACUACAAAACCAAGAUCAUCAACCUGAACAACGCUAUCCGCGAGGAAGAGCAGCGGUUUGUCGAGGAAACAAAAGAGCUGCCGAUCAACUCCAAGACGUUCGACGGCGACUUUGACGCCGACGAGCCGUUCACCGUCUGGUCCGUGUAUAACGAGGUGGAGAGACGACUACAGGAGACAAAAGACCCGGCGGUGUCUGUGGCCGACUUUAUCAACCAGCUGGAUCCGGCUACGCUGCUGGCGUCUGAGCAGCUGGAAGAUCUUCCGCCCGCCGUCAUCUUGGAGGCCCGGAUCAACGCCUACACAAAAAACAACGCGAUGCUGAUCGAGCGGACCAAAAACCGCCGCUCCUCGAGCCAGGAGCUCGAGCAGCAGUUCAAGCGUGUGAUCGGGCUGUGCAUCGGCAGUUCGGUCGACGAAAUCGACGAAAAGCUGCUUGGCAGCCUACUGCUGAGCGUGGAAAACGACCCGGACCCGGAGAUCGGCCAGAUCAAAAAGGUCCUGAGUAUAGUGAACGAGAUAGAGAAGUAA
Ogataea parapolymorpha DL-1 is the source of this 1938-nucleotide messenger RNA. RefSeq names its product Start control protein cdc10. Gene Ontology annotation, molecular function: transcription coactivator activity; protein binding; DNA binding. The record is from RefSeq and is a predicted model, not a curated record. Gene Ontology annotation, cellular component: SBF transcription complex; MBF transcription complex. The coding region runs from base 1 to 1938 and encodes 645 amino acids. Lineage: Eukaryota; Fungi; Ascomycota; Pichiomycetes; Pichiales; Pichiaceae. The transcript has a single exon.